Molecule: messenger RNA, 1647 nt
Organism: Effrenium voratum
Lineage: Eukaryota; Dinophyceae; Suessiales; Symbiodiniaceae
Source: the annotation of a GenBank genome assembly
AUGGAGGUGACUUUCAGCCCUGCCAAAGUGCGAGCGCCCGCCAGCUGGGUUUCUGGCACUGCAGACUUCUCUGGCAAUCCGCGCUCCCAUCAAACCGAGAGUACUCUCACAUCGCGGUCGAUCCAUCAGAGCACGAGAUGGCCUCAGGAUUCCGGAGGUGGAUCGGACCUCACCCGCGGGACUCCUUCGCUGCCGGUGCUGGUCCCGCGCGAGCUGGAGCCACUGGAACCACUGGAGCCACUGGAGCCACUGGAGCCGGUGACUGGGGUGUCGCCAGACCGCUCGCUGAGCCCCCGGAGCCCCCGGAGCCCCCGGAGCCGAAGCGGCCCCGCCUGGUGGUUGGACUUGGCGAAGCCAGGCGAGAUCCGAGAUCUGAGUAUGGCCAGCGAGCCCACGAGCUUUGAGCCGGUGGCAAGGCACUGGCCGGACACAUCGCGGGAGGUAGAGAAGCCGAGCCUCGACAUUGCCUGGCCAAAGACUCCGGUAAGCAGCCUGGAGCUUUGGGAGCACCGCGUGCGCCGCGCGGAUCAGCGUGUGGACGCGCUGCGGGCUGCGGUGAGGUCGAGCCCUGGCUCACCCUCCGCCUCGCACGCGGGCCCACAGUCGCCCCGGUCCCCGCGCAGCCCGCGCAGCCCCAGCCCCCGCAGCCCUCGCUCCCGCGGCGUCUCGCCGAGCCCAGCCUUCGGCACCAGCGAUCCCAUCAUCCCUGCGCUGAAGGUGGUCCAGAAGUACUCGGACUACUUCACCUCUUCCACAGCCUUCGCCCCGAGCCCCCGCGCAAAUCUUCCAGGCGAAGCCUCUAGUGGCUUGGGACCAAAGAGGACCAAGUUCCAGCACAAGGAUGGCAAGAUCGUAUACCCCCGGGCACGUCAUCAGAGCACCUGGCAAGCCGCCGGCUUUGAACCGGACGCCGCACCCUACACGGGUGGCCGCGAUGCGGCCGGCGGACGUGAGGGCUGGGGCAUGCUGAACCAGAAAGACGGCACCACCUAUGCCGGGCAGUGGGUGUCAGGAAGGCGCCACGGCGUGGGCACUUUGAUGUUCGAGGGCGGAAUCUUCGAGGGGCAGUGGGCCAGAGGAGAAGCCACGGGCAGUGGAGUUGUGCGCUUCAACAACGGCGACCGCUUCGAAGGGCAAUACGUCAGCAACCGCAAGCACGGCUUUGGCGCCUAUUCUUGGGCGGACGGCGCACGAGAGGAGGGCCAGUAUCGCAACGGGGAGAAGGCUGACUGGCACGUCUGGCGCAAAGGCGGCUCCAUGUGGAAGCUGCGAUGCUACGAUGGCGGUGUCGUGAUUGAAGCGCAGCAGGCCCGUGGAAAGAGCAAGGACCGCGGAACGGGAUCGUAUCCCAGAGCCAAGGAGCUCGCAAGGCCAAAGUUGAAGUCGCGCGCCAAAGCCCAACAGCCGUCUCAGAAAUCGAAGAGAGCAGUUGAGGACGGGCCUUCAUCAGCGAGUUCCAGCCGCAGCCCGUGCCAACACCAGCGGCCGCUCAGGACUGAAACCUGCCGAGGUUGGCCCGGAGGUGUGGAGGCCUACAGCCAGCGACGAAGUCGUGGGUUCAAUGCGCCCUUUGCACCGCGUGCUGGUCGACCGCCUCUACAAGCAAGCGGCUUUGCCGGUGGAAGCGCACGAGUCCUUUUGACCUGA